Messenger RNA from Pan troglodytes (chimpanzee), 2251 nucleotides. RefSeq names its product epithelial membrane protein 3 (gene EMP3). Gene Ontology annotation, cellular component: plasma membrane. Lineage: Eukaryota; Metazoa; Chordata; Mammalia; Primates; Hominidae. The coding region runs from base 1677 to 2168 and encodes 163 amino acids. The record is from RefSeq and is a predicted model, not a curated record. The transcript is spliced from 5 exons.
GGAGUCUUGCUCUGUCACCCAGGAUGGAGUGCAGUAGCGUGAUUUCAGCUUACUGCAACCUCCGCCUCCCGGGUUCAAGCAAUUCUCCUGUCUCAGCCUCCCGAGUAGCUUGGAUUACAGGCGCCCACUACCAUGCCCGGCUAAUUUUUGUAUUUUUAGUAGAGACAGGGUUUCACCAUGUUGGCCAGGCUGGUCUUGAACUCUCGACCUCAGGUGAUCCUCCGGCCUCGGCCUCCCAAAGUGCUGAGAUUACAGGCAUGAGCCACCACGUCCAGCCUAUUGUAUUUAUUUUUCAAGUCACUUAUCCUUAUCUGAGAUUUAUCUUCAUCAUUGAUGUUUUCUCUUGUCUGUCUUCCUCUACUAGAAUACAAGCUCCAUAAUACCAGCAGGGCUCAUGUCUGUUUUCAUUAUUAACUCCCAGAUCAGAGUACAUGUUCAAUAAAUGUUUGAUGAAGGAAGGAACAGGUUAGGUGUGUGAGUGUACCAGUAUUACCUUAUUCAUUCAGCAUAAGUAUCAGAAUUAUUAUUAUCAGUAUUAGUAUUUAGUCAGCAUUAUUAUACUCUCAACAUAGACUAAGAUACUGGAGCCCAGGUGGGUGAAAUAAUUGGCUCAAGGUCACUGAACCAGGAAAUGAUGGCGCUGGAAUUCUUAGCUUCCGCUUCCUCCCCGCUUCCAGAGUUUCACAAGUUUUUUUUUGUUUGUUUGUUUGUUUGUUUGCGACAGAAUCUCACUUAGUCCCCCAGGUUGGAAGGCAGUGGUGCAAACUCAACUCACUGCAGCCUCCACCUCUCGCGUUCAAGCGAUACUCAUGGCUCAGCCUCCCAAGUAGCUGGGAUUACAGUCGCCUGCCACCACGCCCGGCUAAUUUUUGUAUUUUUGAUAGAGACGGGAUUCCACCAUGUUGGCCAGGCUGGUCUCGAACUCCUGACCUCAGAUGAUCUGCCCGUCUCGGCCUCCCAAAGUGCUGGGAUUACAGGCGUGAGCCACAACACCCUGCCGAGUUUCACAAAUUUCAUCUCCCAUCCUCUGAUCCCCCACCACGGGGCCAACUUCACCAGCCCAAUCUCAGUUCAUGCCACAGAAAUCUGGCCUCUUUUCCCAGACUCCUAUCCAGCUCCAAGCUCCAUCAGGGAAAGCAGACAUCCGGCCCCAGGGCAAGACCUCAAAACUCAAGGGUCCUGAGAAUCGGGCCCUCCCACCCCUGACGCUUGCCCCCCCCAGAACCCCAUUCCAAGAGUUUCUCAUCUCAACCCUGGGAGGGAGCCCCAGAUGAUGUCUGUCUGGAGGGAUUGGGUGGGGGCCCAAAGAAAGAGGAACCGGAGUGCCUGGGCCCUCCCACUGGCAGCCGACCUCAGCUGGGUGCGGUGAGGGUGGGUUUAUAAAAGGGUCAGUAUAUAUUGAGAGGAGGAGAGAAAGAGAAACGGGAGCAAGAGAGAAGGAGGCCCAGACAGUGAGGGCAGGAGGGAGAGAAGAGACGCAGAAGGAGAGCGAGCGAGAGAGAAAGGGUUCCGGAUUGGAGGGGAGAGCAAGGGAGGGAGGAAGGCGGUGAGAGAGGCGGGGGCCUCGGGAGGGUGAAAGGAGGGAGGAGAAGGGCGGGGCACGGAGGCCCGAGCGAGGGACAAGACUCCGACUCCAGCUCUGACUUUUUUCGCGGCUCUCGGCUUCCACUGCAGCCAUGUCACUCCUCUUGCUGGUGGUCUCAGCCCUUCACAUCCUCAUUCUUAUACUGCUUUUCGUGGCCACUUUGGACAAGUCCUGGUGGACUCUCCCUGGGAAAGAGUCCCUGAAUCUCUGGUACGACUGCACGUGGAACAACGACACCAAAACAUGGGCCUGCAGUAAUGUCAGCGAGAAUGGCUGGCUGAAGGCGGUGCAGGUCCUCAUGGUGCUCUCCCUCAUUCUCUGCUGUCUCUCCUUCAUCCUGUUUAUGUUCCAGCUCUACACCAUGCGACGAGGAGGUCUCUUCUAUGCCACCGGCCUCUGCCAGCUUUGCACCAGCGUGGCGGUGUUUACUGGCGCCUUGAUCUAUGCCAUUCACGCCGAGGAGAUCCUGGCGAAGCACCCGCGAGGGGGCAGCUUCGGAUACUGCUUCGCCCUGGCCUGGGUGGCCUUCCCCCUCGCCCUGGUCAGCGGCAUCAUCUACAUCCACCUACGGAAGCGGGAGUGAGCGCCCCGCCUCGCUCGGCUGCCUCCGCCCCUUCUCGGCCCCCCUCGCCGCGCGUCCUCCAAAAAAUAAAACUUAAACCGCGG